AUGAAUACAAGGCGGCGAUCAUGUUUGUCUCCAGAAAUAAACUAUACAUACUUAGAGCCUGUUAAGCUAACUCCUACUGAAUCUGUUUCGCCCCCGUUUUCUGCGCAAAGUCUUCGUUCAGCCAAAUAUGAAAGUGAAUAUUUUCAGAAAAGUCCUCAGUGCGAUGUAAACUCUCCAGUCAGUACAAGCCCUACUGAUUAUACUGGUGUCUCUAAACAUUCGGGACAAAGAAGUCUAAGACAAAGAACUGCUUCAGGCACGCCAUCAGAACCGUCACAUGCCACUGAAACGAAACAGUCCACUUCCUCCACGAAACCUCGUGGAUUGUUGAACAGGCGACUACGGAGACCAUCAAAGGUGAUUCCAAUUUGUGGUCUAUGCUUGGGUACAGCAGAAUUAAACAAUAAAACUCAAGCCCCAGAGGAUAUGAUCGCCUGUUGGGAAUGUGGACAAUCAGGUCAUCCUACUUGUCUGAAAAUGCCACCAGAUCUGGUUGCUCGUAUUACACAGUUACGAUGGCUUUGUGUCGACUGUAAACGAUGUUGUUUAUGUCAACCGAAUGCAGACAGUCAGAAUGCAACAGUUGACAAAGAAGACAAUCAGUCAGACUUACUACUUUGUGAUGUUUGUGAUCGAGGUUUUCACUUAAAGUGUGCUGAACCGGAUAUGUCAGAGCCUCCUGAAGGUAUGUGGACCUGUCCAAUAUGUUCACAAUCUGCUGAUAAUCCGUGUAUGGACUUAGAUCCAAGAUUACGUUCUAUUCAAGUUUGUGAUCAAUUAACUCAACAUGAAAUCGACUGGAUGAAGAAAGCAGCUAAUGUCAGCGGUGCUUAUCUUAUAGCCCCGUUAUCUUUCUCUUUUCAACAAUCACCAGAACCUGUAAAACAUCAUAAUGCUGAUAGUGAUAUGCUGCAAACAGUUAAGCCUACCUCUCCAGCUUUAUUGAAGUCGGAGCCUCCACUGUCGUCGCCGCCGCCUUAUUCAUCACCGGAAAAAUGUCAAGCUGUCAGUAAUGAUGGUGAUGAUGUAGGCAAAUCAUCUAAACGCUUGAUUCAAAAAUCGUUAACCGACUGGACUGUGAAUUGUAAAUCCACUAGAAAGUCAACACAUUCCAUUCCGGAUUCUGUUGUUCAAGCUGAUGAAAAAAGUACAAGUCAAAUAUCGACUGGUAAUGAAGUGAAGAAAAAUAUCAGCCCACUUGCUCUUAGAAGAGUUUCACGUACUCGACGUUCUUCUAUGUGUGCUAGUUUAGCCUGGCGAGGUUUACUCCGUUCUUGUGAUAGACCUAAGUCAGCUUCUGUACAGUCUGUUGAAAUGGAUAUAGAAAAACAUGGAAGUCGUCAUGAGGAACAAGACGAAGAUGAGGAAAAGGAGAAGGAGGACAUCGACGAUGAAGAUGAUGAUGAUGAUAAAACAGAUAUUUUAACUGAGGAAAAUAUUUCUGCAAGACGCAAGACUACUACUACUACUACUACUACUAUGAAAAGUUAUAAAUCAGUUAAAACUGAGACUAAGCAUAAACGUUAUUUCAAACGUGCAUUAUCACCUCGUAGUUUUGGAAGUUUUAUUCAUCGUAAAGCAAAAGAAAGUAGUACAUCAGUACUACAGCUAACUGAUCAGCUGAGUCCAUCACAUUCUACGAGGAGUGCAACUUCUCUUGGCUUUGUUAAUCGUGAAUUACUGCCUACAACUACAGGAAAAUCAGAUCAAAAGCAAGCCAAACAUGAUAUAUCUGAUAUGCUGAAGUCACCUAGAUUGAAGACAAGACAAAGCUUAUUGAAACGACCUUUACAACAAAAGUUAACCACCAGUUCACAUGAUCAGCCCAUUCGUCAACUACGUGAAUAUACUACUGGUAGAAGUAUCAGUCAAUUCAGUAGUAAUCGUGGUAUUGGUCGCGGUCGUGGGCGUGGUCGUGGUGUACAAAGACAUAUCAGUAAAUAUAAAAAAUCUUAUUACUAUAGAAAUAAGAAAAAAUCAUUUAAGCGUCGAAUUACUUCAGAUGACGAGGAAAGUGAUGAUGAUGGCGAUGAAGAAGAUGAAGAUGUUGAUGGAAGAGAAUACGAAGCAGAUGCUGAUGACGACGGCGACGGUGAUGAUGAUGAUGAUGAUGAGUCAAAUGAAACUGUUGCAGCUGCUCAAAGUGGUCGAGUGGGCGGUGGUCUACUUCGAAGUAGUAAAUUGCCGUCAAAGUUGGCUAAGGCUGUGACAACUCCAUCUGGUGAUAACAAUGCAGAGAAUUUGUCUACAUCAAAUAAUAAUAACAAUAAUUAUUUUGAUUCAGAGAAUGAUGAAGCCCCUGAAAUGAGUGUUAUAUCAGAUGAGAAUCGUGCACUGUUCAAUUCAAUACAGGCGGAUGUACAAGCUUGUCUGCCUCAACCACUUGAAUCAAGCUUAGCCCUUCCACCGGCAAAUAAUCCAAGACUUUUAGCAGCUAUGGAUAAUUCAGCAUUGAAUUUAUCCUCAAAUGAUCAUCGUUCAAAUUCUAAACAACAUCAACAACAACAACUUGAGAAAUCAGAAGAUCCUCGUUAUCCGCCUCAAAUACAAUUUGGUCGGUAUAUUAUUACCACUUGGUAUUCAGCUCCUUAUCCAUCAGAAUAUGCGAGACUCACACUGUUGUACAUAUGUGAAUUCUGUUUGAAGUAUAUCAAAACUCGUAAUGUUUACCUACGGCAUAUAGAAAAAUGUCCGUAUAGUUUCCCGCCUGGCAAUGAAAUCUAUCGAUGUAAAAAUAUUUCAGUAUUUGAAGUUGAUGGAUACACUUCCCGAUUAUACUGUCAACAACUGUGUUUAUUGGCUAAAUUAUUCUUAGAUCAUAAAACGCUGUAUUAUGAUGUUGAACCAUUCCUUUUCUAUGUGGUAACAGUACACAAUGGAGAGGAGGAUGAUAAUCAUAAUGCUGAUAACAACAACAACAACGAUGGUGCUUCUGCUUCUUCUACUGGCGGACGUGGUAGCAAAACAAGCAAUCAUCGACGAUGUUUUCAUCUAGUUGGUUAUUUCUCUAAAGAGAAACGUUCUGCACAAAAGUAUAAUUUAAGUUGUAUUCUAGUCUUACCACCGUAUCAAAAACAAGCUUAUGGGAGAUUUUUAAUUGAUUUCAGUUUUUUAUUAUCGCGUAUUGAAGGACAACCUGGUUCACCUGAGAAACCAUUAUCUCAGCUAGGCAGUCUUUCUUAUCAAUCCUAUUGGCGGUCUAAAGUCCUACCGUUUCUUUUAUGCUCAAUUAAAGAUUGUAAACUAGCCGCUGGUAAAUCGAAUCUUCCCAAUGGUGGUGGUGGUGGUGGUGGACGAGAUACACACGACUGUCUGUCGAAUUCAUUCGGUUCGAUUGGUUUUCGAGAUUUUGUCAUCACUAUUCAUGAGAUUAGUUCAACGACAGGGAUAGAUCCACAUGAUGUUGCUAGUACUAUUCAACAAUUGGCUACAACUAUUACAUUGAAUUCAGAAGGAAGACCCUUAAUAUGUUUCGAUUUAACGUAUUUACUACAACUACAAGAAAAGUAUGAAAAACGUUCAGUUAAUUGGAUUCCAAUUGAUGAAGAAUGUCUUCGAUGGUCACCUUUAAUUCAUCCUCAAGAAUUUGAUGUUUCUGGAGACAGUACUGGUGGAGGCUGUGAUAAUUCUGAUGCUCAAACAACUCAUGACAAUCCAGCGACUUCACCAACUGUUCUAAAAAGAAGUCAACACCUCCGCUCUCCUCAGCCUAGAACAUCACAUCCUAAUGAUGCUAGUAUUUCUGUAAACAACCACCAUCAACAACAGAAUGAUAAUACAACCGGCUCAGAAAUCCCGCGUAAACGUAGUCUACGUAGUAGUAGUAGUAGUAUUAUGAGUGGUAACAGUUAUAAUGCCUUUCAAAAUAUUUCAAUAGUCAACAGUGAUAAUUCCAAUCAUUGUAAUACGCAUAAUUCAGAAGGCGGAAUCAUCGAUACGACGUAUAGACGUCGUCUUCGUUCACCGGCUAGUUCAACUCAUUCAUCCUCGUUUCUUAAUAGCAAUAAUGAGUAUAUUUCACCAGGUACUGUAUCCGAUUUUGUUGUCACUAGUCAAAGAACACUGUUGAACAGCAGACGGCAAACAGAUUCUAUAGUAGGCACCACCACCACAACAACAACGAUGAACAAUACUCAUUCUUCUACUGCUACCACUAAUUUUAAUUUUACUAACUCUUCUAAUAAGCGCGUGUCUAAUAAUAAUAGCUCACGGAAAAAAGAUUCUAAGCUGAAACCGUAUCCUUCGCCUUGUCGUAAGCGGAGUUUCUGUUCAGAUGGUCCACGACCUCCAGAUCCACCAUCUUCACCUGGAGGAGGUGGAUUUGCAUCGUCGUCAUCGAAUACCAACACAAUAGCUACUAGAACUCGUCGUUUCUCGUAUAAUGCACCAACACAACGUUCUUGUACAACACGAAGUUCUAGUGGGGGUGGUGGUGGUGGUGGUACCAAACAGAAUGGUUUAUUCUCUAUAUUUAUGAAUAGUUGUGGUGGUGGUGGUGACUUUUCAGAUGAAAUGACCACGAGUAGUAGUAGUAGUAGUUCAGAGACAACAGAGGCGACGACCACCAGUACUACUACUACUACUACUGCUACAACGGCGACGACAUAUGCUAGUCAUAUUAAUUCAUCGCAUACUGUGAGAAAUAUGUUAACACCUCCAUAUGAUACUGAGGUGAUAAUGACAUCAUCAUCAACAUCAAUGGAUAGGCAUUUUAUGCUCGACUCGGAAUGUUUAGGCAUCUCUCCACUUCGUCCAUCUUUUUCUAGUUCACCGACAAUUCUACCGGUAAAAGAUGAUAAUGAUGAUGGGGAAGAGGAUGAGAAUUCCGGGAGUUGUUGUCAACAGAAUGAAAUGAUGAAUAGGCAUAAUCAAGAACAAUCUAUUAUCACUGAUGGUGGCGGUGAUAGACUGUCACUCAAUGCAUCAUCAAUACACACCCCCUCUCCGCCAAUGUUAUCAUUAGCUGAUGGGAUAUCAACUGUUGUUGACACUGAAAUGCCAUCAUCAUUGAAUGAUGUAACUAAUGGCGGAAAUGGCGUCAGUAAUAGUAAUAAUAAUAAAACUAACAACAACCGUCACCACAACAUCAGCAACAACAACAACAGUUUUUCCUCCCUAUCAAAAUCACGACAUUCUCUUGUCAGUGAAACAAACAAUAUCCCACCUCCAUGUUUAUCAUUUUAUGAUAGUGGACUAACUGUGAAUAAUAAUCAAUCAAAGUCUAAUUCUCCUUCCCGCGAUUCCUCCACCUCCCGCCAAUCAUCUGCUUCACAUUCAACAUCAUCGAGUGCAACAACUAAAGCUGUUGAUACAUCUUUAUCAGCGAUGAAUGAUGAACGUCUAUUCAGCGAUCCUCAAGGCUGUUGCAUUUCACAAGAUGUUAAAUCGCAUUUAAAAGUCCCCUUGUAUAUUGAUACUACUAAUCUAAAUGAUUAUGAAGAUGAUACUGGCAGCGAGUUGAUGUCUAGUCAAAGUCGACAGUCCUGCUCCUCCAACUCCUCUUCCUCCACCUCGUCCACAUCAUCGUCAUCUUCAUCUUCUUGUACAAAACACUAUCAACAACGAUAUACUGGAAAUCAUCUUUUGAUACAAGAGAAAUCAUAUAAUUUCACUAAAACUGUAUGCUCUACUACUACUACACAUUCUUCAUUGGCUGGUAUUCUCUCCAGCGAUAUGCUGUGUUCCUUACCACAUAAGACCACCUAUCACAAAUAUCAUCUUCAUCGAGAAAAUCAUCGAUCAUCACACCGUUCAUGGCCAUCAUCUCCGGUUCAGUUGAGUGCAGCAGCGUGUAAAUCUGCUCCGGCCAGAUUUGUUUUUUCAUCAAAUCAAUCCAAUCUGAUCGAUAAUUCUACGUCAUUUACCUCAUCGCUGUCAUCUUCACCACCGAUUCUCUGUCGUGCUGUAAACCACCACCAUUGUACUCCAAUCACAGCUCCAUCAUUGAUACCUUUCAAUACUACUACUGAAAGGAGUAGUAAUAAAACAGGUGCUGUUGACUUUCAUCUGUCAGUAGUAGUCAGUCGUCAGCAACAUUCACCCUUGCCCCCACCUUUAUUGUUAACCAAUCAUGAAAUUAUGAAGUCAGAGGCGGUGUCACCGAUUUUCAAUUCGUCUACUUCAUCUGCUUCCUUAUCAAUGCACUGGAGUCGGCAUGCAGAUAAUCGACCACCUCGUUUGUUACCAUUGAAGUUGUGUGAAGCAAAAUGCUCAAAUCAGACUGCUGAGGACCGUCCAGUCGACUAUCAGGAUCUGCCUUCCCAUCUUUCACUGCUUCGUCUAGUCGUGUAG
Trichobilharzia szidati is the source of this 6291-nucleotide messenger RNA. Lineage: Eukaryota; Metazoa; Platyhelminthes; Trematoda; Strigeidida; Schistosomatidae. The record is from the annotation of a GenBank genome assembly.